AUUGGGGGAGUAAAAACGAGUUCUUUCCUUUUAGAUUUAGUUAUUAUAGAGAGAUAAAAGCAGAAAUUCAUGGCUUAGGUUCAAAGAAAACAGAGCUUUUUUAGGCUAAUCCCGAGUCAUUAAACAUAGGAAUACUACUCUUUAUUCUUAAUUAAGACAGAGAAAGAUUUCCCAUUUUUGCUGUGUAAAAGCUGCACCUGGGUUUCAUUUACUGUAUGUUUACUGGGAACAGUGACAAAAUUUAUUUAAAAUUCCACAUUUUUCUGAUCUAGUAUGGUAAUCUACAAUCUGGGUUUCUUAAUUCCAGUUAAUUAAUUACUCUAAUUUUUACUUAUUUUACUAAUAGGUAUAUUUAUUAUUAUCAUCAAGAAUUGUUUUUUUUUUUUCGAAAUUAAAAUGAGUGAAAGUUAGAUGAGGAUCGAACUCGUGACAUCUAAUUCUGAUGAAUUGAUUCUUUAUUACUUUUUAUAGAUCCACUCUUCUUUCUCUAUCACACCAUUAUUUUUUUUCUCUUUAGUUUACACCCAAAUAAAAAAAAUUCUUUCUUUUUUUAGGGAUUGUUUGGAUAGCGCGUAUUAUUGAGACUAACAUUUUGGGUUUCACACAUUAUAAGUAUUAGAGAGAGAAAGUAAGAGUGGGCAAAAAGAGCUGAAAUUAUUCAUUUAUGCAAUGAGCAUUUAAUGCUUAGUAAUGGCCAAGAUGAUGCUAAGAAGCUAAGAAAGAAAGUAGUAAUAAAAACCAUUUGCAUUUUUAAUUUUUCUUUGAUUUUCUUCAACGAAUCAAUGAGUAUAAGUGUAUAACGACUUCAUACAUCUCUCCUUAAAAAACCCAUCUUUUCUUCAGCUAAAGAAUCUGUCUUUCUGCAAUUCAUACUAGAGAGAGAAAGUAGAGAGAGAGUGUGUGAUUGUUGUGGCAGAACAAAAAAAAGAAGAAGACAAAUCUGCCAGUUAAAUCCCAAAUUCUCCAUCUUUAUCUUUUCAAUCUUGUGAAAGUUUUUCUGGGGUUCUUUUCAUUCUUCAUAAGUAUCAUUGGUUCAAUUUUCAGGACUGAAGAUGUUUUUCUGGAUCUAUUAUUCCAAUAUUGUUCCCAUACUUUGCUGCUUGUAGUUUAAUAUAAUUAAUAAGAUGGGUUUUUUUUGCUGGUAUUUACUCGUGGGGGCGUCGCCUUUAAUGUAGACGACUACUAGAAAUGAUCUAUUGGUUAAACUAGCCGACUUUGAUCUGUUGGGAUUUGAGGUUUUGACAUUGUGGUAUUGUUGUUGCUGGGAUUUCGAAAUUCUAAAAGCUAACAUUGUAGGGUUGGAGGUUGUAUAAAAUGUCGAGGCCGCUACAGAGAGGCGUAUCUGGUGAUCAACGACGAUUUUCAGUUGGUAAUCAUGGUUCUUGGGAUAUUGAAGAUUCACAAAUGAAAGAAAAAUCUGAAAAAGAUGAUACUCGAGCUAGUCGUUCGUUGUCUGAUCAAAGCUAUUCAGUAAAAUUGCCUUUUCGAUUGAAUUCUUCGGAUAAUAUCCCUUCGAAGUUGGUUGUUAAUGAAAAUGGGUUUACAUCGGAAUUAUUUAGCGCGGGUAGUCCAAGAAAACGGCACAAGUUAAUCUUGCAUCUCCUUAGAAUAAGUUUAGUGUUUAUAGUGAUUGUUGCUUUAACCGGGUCGUUUUGGUGGACUAUCUCGAUUACUACAUCUUCAAGAGGUCAUAUAUACCAUAGUUAUAGAAGACUCCAAGAGCAACUUGUGUCGGAUUUUACGACCAUUAGUGAGCUUUCUUUAGGGCAGGACAAAUCGAGAGAAAUAGACUUUUGCUCGGAGGAAUAUGAAAACUUUGUGCCUUGUUAUAAUGUUUCGGAAAGUUCUGCUUUAGGAUAUGCUGACGGCGAUGAAUAUAACCGUCUUUGUGAGCACAGUUUGAAGCAAAAUUGCUUGGUUUCACCACCCGUAAAUUACAAGAUUCCUCUGAGAUGGCCUACUGGAAGAGAUGUCAUUUGGGUAGCUAAUGUUAAAAUUAGUGCUCAAGAAGUACUUUCAUCGGGAAGCUUGAUGAAAAGGAUGAUGAUGCUAGACGAAGAGCAGAUUUCUUUCCGAUCUGACUCGCUUAUGUCGGAUAACAUUGAGGACUAUUCACAUCAAAUUGCGGAAAUGAUUGGGUUAAGAAGCUCUUCUAGUUUUAUUCAAGCUGGGGUGAGAAAUAUCCUAGAUAUAGGAUGUGGAUAUGGUACCUUUGGAGCGCAUCUGUUCUCAAAAGAGUUACUGACUAUGUGUAUUGCGCCCUAUGAGGCUUCAGGUAGUCAAGUUCAACUAACACUUGAAAGAGGUCUUCCUGCAAUGAUCGGUUCUUUGACUACCAAACAGUUGCCAUUUUCUUCUCUUUCGUAUGACAUGGUGCACUGUGCGUGGUGUGGCAUUGACUGGGAUCUCAAAGAUGGCUUAUUCUUGAUUGAAGUUGAUAGAGUCUUGAGACCCGGUGGAUAUUUUGUGUGGACUUCACCUCUUACCAAUGCGCGUAAUAAAGUGAAUCAGAAAAGAUGGAAGGUUGUUCAUGAUUUUGCCGAGAAUCUUUGUUGGGAUUUGCAGUCUCAACAAGAUGAAACCGUGGUGUGGAAGAAGACGUCCAAAAGGAGCUGCUAUUUCUCUAGGAAACCCGGUUCAGGCCCGUCUGUAUGCAGCAAGGGUCAAGACGUUGAAACUCCGUAUUAUCACCCACUCCAAAUGUGCAUUGGAGGUACUCAUAGCCGCCUUUGGCUUCCCAUCGAGGAGAAGUUAACUUGGCCAUCUCGGGCUAAAUUGAAUGGAAAGGAGCUUCAACAUCAUGAUCUGCAUCCCGAAGACUUGGCUGAGGAUAGUUCUUAUUGGAAUUCUGCAAUCCGUAAUUACUGGACUCUUCUUUCACCUUUGAUUUUCUCCGACCAUCCAAAAAGACCCGGUGAUGAGGAUCCGUCUCCACCUUACAACAUGCUUAGAAAUGUGUUAGAUAUGAAUGCAAGGUAUGGUGGUUUCAACGCGGCGUUACUAGACACUGGAAAAUCUGUGUGGGUCAUGAAUGUUGUACCUACAAGUGGGCCCAACUACUUGCCCUUGAUUCAGGACAGGGGAUUUGUUGGUGUAUUACAUGACUGGUGUGAAGCAUUUCCGACAUACCCGCGAACUUAUGAUUUGGUGCAUGCUGAUGGUCUACUCACUCUAGAAAAACGUUCCGAGGGAAUUUGUAAUACUUUUGAUAUAUUUGUCGAGAUUGAUCGAAUACUGCGGCCUGAGGGAUGGGUAAUUUUCCGCGAUAAAUCUACUUUAAUCGAGUCAAUGAGACCGCUUGUAGCAUAUCUAAAAUGGGAAGCUCGGGUUAUUGAAAUUGAGAGCAACAACGACGAGAAGCUUCUCGUUUGCCAGAAGCCUUUCUUCAAGAGGCAUGCAAAGUGAUCUACAAGCCGAAAGGAUAGCUUCCGAUUUCAUGUGAUUAUAUAUUGAAUUAUUAUACCACGACACAAGUCGAUACAGAGGUUCAAAGUCUACAGUUUUUUGAAACACGAAGAAAUUCAAUAUACGUUAUUUUAGUUUUAGUAUAUGCCAGUGAAAAAGUCGUAUGGAGCCGUAAGGCUGCCAUAUGACCACUGUAAUUACACGAUUGAGGCACAGGGACGGUGAUUGUCAAGUAUAGGGUUGGCGUUCUGUGUUUGGUCUCGUUUCGAAGCUAUACGAUUAUUACCAGAAUAAGCAAAAGGACCAGACCGCAGUAGCCAUGCUGCGGUCGCAAUUUACAGUAAUUUUUUUUUUCUAUUCAUUGUAGAAAACUUAAAUGGAAAGGCAUUCAUUAGUAAUGCAACUCUUGUAACACAAUACUUUGGGUAAUUAUUUUGAAAAUUUAUUAUGUCUGGUUAUCGUUAUGCUGAUGUUUUGGCUAUAUGCCAAUUGCCAGACCAAAUUUGGCUAGUUUUCUUGAAAGACUAGUACUAUAAUGUUAUGUGAUAAGUUAGAGGGUU
This is a messenger RNA of Amaranthus tricolor (Joseph's coat), 3965 nucleotides long. RefSeq names its product probable pectin methyltransferase QUA2. The coding region runs from base 1315 to 3405 and encodes 696 amino acids. The record is from RefSeq and is a predicted model, not a curated record. Gene Ontology annotation, cellular component: cytoplasm. The transcript has 9 exons. Gene Ontology annotation, molecular function: methyltransferase activity. Lineage: Eukaryota; Viridiplantae; Streptophyta; Magnoliopsida; Caryophyllales; Amaranthaceae.